AUGGCCACCAACGACAAUACACCAUUUUGCGACAUUUGUCAACAGAGGGACCUCAACAAGUUAGCAGAAGAAUUCUGUCCACACUGUGCAGAAGUUCUGUGUGGAGACUGUAGAGAACAUCAUAAGAUAUCGAAAUCAACAAAAUCACAUCAGACCAUCUCUUUAGAAAAAUAUAACAAAUUGCCAUCCUUCAUCAAGCAAAUUAGCCAUAACUGUCAAGAGCACGGCUGUAUCCUUGAAUUCUAUUGUAAAUCCCAUGACUCUCUCUGUUGCAAAAUCUGUUCAAUAUCAGCUCACAAAAAAUGCAAGGAAAUUAUUUUUAUACAAGAUUUUCUUCCGCCUUCAAAAGGACACCCAUCAGUAGCUUUGAAUAACAUUGAAAAAAUUCUGAAAAAUUUGGAAAGUAACAUUUCAUCUGCUAUAAAGGACAGAAAAAGAAAUUUAACGGGAUUACGUGAACAGAAGCGGGUUAUUUCUGAACACAUCAAAGACAAGCGUUACAAAAUUAAUGCACUUUUAGACCAUUUAGAAGAACAAUUACAACAAAAUGCAUCUACACUUGAGAAGACAAACUGUGGAAAAAUAGAACAAAUAAUUGCUAAUUUGGAGAAUGAAAAAGAAAAAGUAGAAGAUAUUCAAAUAGAUGUUGAAUCUGUUAAAUUGUUUGCAUCCAAUUUGCAAAUCUUCAUGGGAACAAAGGCAUUCCAAGAAAGAAUUUCAACCAAUGAAGACAACGUCCAACAAUUAUAUGACAAUGGGAGCUUAAACAACGUGACAAUGACUUGCACUUUCAAUGACAAAGUAGAAGGGUUUAUGAAAAACAUAAAGACAUUUGGUGAUGUGAAAAUUGAUAAAAGUCAAAAACAUGUUUCUUUUUCAUGGAAAGGUGACAAGUCAGCACAAUUUUAUGAACCAACGUCAGUAUUAGAAUCUAUUUAA
Messenger RNA from Mytilus trossulus (common blue mussel), 939 nucleotides. RefSeq names its product transcription intermediary factor 1-beta-like. Lineage: Eukaryota; Metazoa; Mollusca; Bivalvia; Mytilida; Mytilidae. The transcript has a single exon. The coding region runs from base 1 to 939 and encodes 312 amino acids. The record is from RefSeq and is a predicted model, not a curated record. Gene Ontology annotation, molecular function: zinc ion binding.